AUUUGUGUGGAAGCGAAGGUGGUUGAUGAAAUGUUCAAGAACCAGAAAUGUUGCCAUUCGUUUUGUUCUGAAUGUGUAACAAAACACGUGGCAACAAAAAUCAUUCAUUCAUCUUACAGUACUACAUACAUAGAAGAUUGUCAUGUUGUACUAGUCUAGAUUAUAUCAUCCAAAAGAUUUGCUUCUUAUUCAUUAUUCAAACAUUUAUUUUAUUUUUCUGACAUUUUUCUCAGUGAAACAGAGGUGUACUACAUACAUAGAGAUUUGAACAAAUGAAAUAUAAAUUGUAGAUUGAAUAUAAUGAAUGAAUGAAUGCAUUGAUGCAGAGUUUUGAUGCUUAUGGAAAUGACAACACCAAGUCUGGUUUUUGGGGUGUAUUGGCUCAUAAAGCCAAAUCAAUUCUGGAUGAUAAAAAUUCAGCUCCUCCUCCACAACAUGACACCAUGCCAUUGCCACAAACACUCAAAUCACACUCAUUUAAUACCUUUACUAGUCCGUUUUCAACUCAGCCAUUGUAUCAAUCUCCUGACUCUAAUAAAAAAAUGGACAAUCCUACAAUUAGAAAGGGAUUGGAUGCAAUCAAAUCUUCUCUCAAUCACUUAGGUGACACAUUUGAGAAGGCUUUUGAGGACAGCAAAACAAUUGUGGAGAGUAAGACAGCAGAUCUGAGAUCUCAAAUAAGGCGAAAAAGGAAAUGGACCGGAGGACAUAAACCAAGCUUCAGAUGUGAGGAAUCCAUGGCCGCAAUCCGAUCUGACAAAGUCUCAUUCUCGCCACUAAACACAACUCAAGGCAUCACGCGACGUAAGGUGGCAAUGGCAACAGCUGCAAAAGCAAAAUUACUUCUUCGUGAGCUAAAGACCGUUAAAGCAGAUUUGGCAUUUGCUAAAAGAUGUAUCUGCACUUGUUCAAGACUCUGCACUUGUUAUCAAAAGCAAACAAUAUAUUUCAUUCAUCUUUAUUAAAUAUAAUUUUAGUUCUUGUUGGAGUGGCUA
This is a messenger RNA of Cicer arietinum (chickpea), 995 nucleotides long. RefSeq lists its product as uncharacterized. The record is from RefSeq and is a predicted model, not a curated record. Lineage: Eukaryota; Viridiplantae; Streptophyta; Magnoliopsida; Fabales; Fabaceae.